This is a messenger RNA of Phasianus colchicus (ring-necked pheasant), 952 nucleotides long. The record is from RefSeq and is a predicted model, not a curated record. Lineage: Eukaryota; Metazoa; Chordata; Aves; Galliformes; Phasianidae.
AUGAAAGAAAAUCAGUUCACGUCGUCUUCUCCUGUUUGCCCAGGAGCAACAGGGAUUGAAGAUCGGCUGCAAGAUGGAGUGCCUGACACUAUUGCAGCGCUUCGAGAAGCUGGGAUACAGAUCUGGGUGCUGACAGGAGACAAACAGGAAACAGCAGUUAACAUUGCAUAUUCCUGUAAGCUCCUGGACCAAAGGGACACUGUCUUCACCAUUAACACAGAAAAUAAGGAAACUUGUGAAUCGCUCUUGAAUUUAACCUUGGAAGAAGUGAGGAAGAGCUAUGAGGUUGAAAAACCACAGAGGAAACUUUUUGGCUUUAUCCCAACAUCUUUACCAGUCUCUGAGACGCCCGGCCCUGAAUUUGGGCUGGUGAUCGAUGGAAGGACGCUGGACAUCAUCCUGCAGGGAGGUCUGGAGGAGCGGUUCCUGGAGCUGGCGCGGCUCUGCCGCUCGGUGCUGUGCUGCCGUUCCACCCCUCUGCAGAAGAGCAUUGUGGUCAAGCUGGUGCGGAGGCAGCUCAAAGUGAUGACCCUGUCCAUAGGUACCAGUCUUUGGAAUCUUACAGCAGAAAGAGGGAAGCGGGUUCUUUCCCUGUGAGUUAUGAAAAUGUAUGGAAUGUGUACACUGCGUGAGCUACUUCUAACUCCCCUUGGAUAGACGCAGUGGAAAACAAGUACUGAAUAGUCUUUCCUGACCAAUAAGCAUAUGGAAGUCCUCCUUUAGCUUCCAGUACAACCCCCAUUUGAACAAGAUGAAAGCACUCCGUGUUCCGUAACUCCCAGUAGUUCCCCUUCAAGCACAGCACUGCAAACAUAUGUACACAUUCCCCGUGGAAUCCACUCACCUAGGGAAGCAAAGCAGUCAGAAAUGGUUACUGUUUUGUGUUUUCACAAAGGCCUUUUCCUGUCAGAUUUUCCCAGCUGGUGAAAAUAGCAUUAUUCCCAGAGUAGCA